CAAAGUAGCAGCGUGAUUGUACGGAUAAUCCGCGACAUUCUGUUGGCACUUUCAGUGAAAGCGUGCGAUUUUUUUCACUCAUUUCAUUUCAACAUUUCGUUCAAAUUGUUCAUUUACCAACAUUUGUAGCCGCAGUGUUGUAUUCUUUCACACUCCGUAUUGCUAAAUUGGUUGUAAAGAGAGUCAAUUUGGGGCGCCCAAAGGAGGAGCAGAAGUGCCAGUGAGCUGAAGUUGUAACGAGAGCGAUAUCGUCAACCAGAAGUCCAACUUUUCUCAAUCUCGUUCUCCUCGGAAGUCUAACAGUCAAUGUGGUGAGAUAUUGAGAGGAAGAAAAAACACAGGAGAGCCUGAGGACACACCGUUAAACAUUGGAAUUGUGACUAACCCCCCAAGGCAGUAACACAGAAGGGGAUCGUUGACGCUGCAAGCGAAAGAAGAGAAACAGGAUUCGAACCCUUACUGAUUCGUGUGAAGGAAGGUCAGCAGCAGUAUUGGAUAAAAGCGCUGAAAAUCACAUCGAAGGGAGAGUUUUCACUGGCGAAGAGAGAAGAUAUAUAAAUUACAAAUUAACUAAGUGAAAGUGUAUAUUGAAGGAGGACCUAAAGUGAAACUCCAAUCGUGGAGUGUUGACGAGAGUUUCGAAAAUUGCCAAGAAGAGAAAGAGUGGUUACUCAAAAAAGGCGUACAUUGAUAAAUAAUAAUAAAUUAAUGAGGAUAUUUUAAUAGUUGCAUGCGGUUUUUAGCAUCUGGAUCAACUUGUGACAGUUUAUUGUUGAUCGUGCAGACAUAAACACGCGGUUGCGUUGAAGUAAAUAAUAAGAAGUAUAUGUAUUAGAGAGAUUUUUUUUCUUCUUCCAAUGUGCAGUGCGCCACCGUAAUUGAGAAGUAAUUAAGAGAGAAACUCGUGGAAAAUUGCUGUUGGAAAGAAAGACGAAAAAAAAGAAAAACAAAAGUGAGAAGUAUAAUUUUUGCAAACCAGGAAGAGUGCAGUUUAUGUAUAAAGUCUUGAAUUUAACAGUUCUACCCAGUGCAUUGUGAAUUGUAAUUGUCUACACGUGUGACUUGGUAUAUUGAGAAAAGCGAGAGAGAGAGAUUAUUAUAGUUAAUUUUCCUGUGUCUCCUCGUUAAGCACACUGACAACUCCCGAAGAGGCAUGUUGAUCUUUUUGCUGACGCUUGUGGAAAAGAGACACGAAAUAGUGUGUAAAUUUAUAAAGAAGGUACAUUUCUGAAGGAGAGUGUGGUGUUUAAUACAAUCUGCAUUCAACGGUCCAGCGUCUAGGCAUUCCAAUUGCUUUAUCGUGGAGAGCAUCUUCAACUGGGUUCACUGAGGCGUGAUCAUAUCGUCUCACCCAGUCAAUCCAGACGGAACAAAAGUGCUCCAUCUUUAUCACCCCUUAAUUUCUUUUCUUCUGGACCAGUGUUAAUAAAAACGUGAUCCACCGUGGAUACCAUAGCGUUGCCUCUGGGUGGAUUAUCACAUGUUAGGAUGGCUCUGGCCAGGAAAAAAUUUCCUCCCUCUAUUUCAUGGUUGCCGGUCGUGAGUGACUGUCCGGCAGGUCAAACUGCUAGAGUUACAUCCAACCUCCACUCUUCCAGUAGCAGUAGCAGUAGUACAAUGGCGGUCAGUAGAGUACCGUCUCCACCGUUACCGGAAGUGAACACACCAGUUGCUGAAAAUUGGUGCUACACUCAGGUGAAAGUCGUUAAAUUUAGCUACAUGUGGACGAUAAAUAAUUUUAGCUUUUGCCGAGAAGAAAUGGGCGAAGUACUAAAAUCAUCCACCUUCUCAGCUGGUGCUAACGACAAAUUAAAAUGGUGUUUACGUGUCAAUCCAAAGGGGCUGGAUGAGGAAAGCAAAGACUACCUGUCCCUUUACCUUCUAUUAGUAUCAUGUAACAAAUCAGAAGUUAGAGCCAAAUUUAAAUUUUCUAUUUUAAAUGCAAAACGCGAGGAGACCAAAGCGAUGGAAUCACAAAGAGCGUAUAGAUUUGUUCAGGGGAAAGAUUGGGGCUUCAAGAAGUUCAUCAGACGGGAUUUUCUGCUCGACGAAGCGAAUGGCCUGCUGCCCGAGGAUAAAUUAACAAUAUUCUGCGAGGUUAGCGUGGUUGCUGAUAGUGUUAAUAUAUCAGGCCAGAGCAAUAUCACACAGUUCAAAGUGCCCGAAUGCAAAUUGUCUGAAGAUCUGGGAAAUCUGUUCGAUAGUGAACGUUUCAGUGAUGUCACACUGGCAGUUGGUGGUCGGGAGUUCCAGACACACAAAGCAAUUCUCGCUGCGAGGAGUCCUGUUUUUGCUGCGAUGUUCGAGCAUGAGAUGGAGGAGAGGAAGCAAAAUCGUGUCGCCAUUACAGAUGUGGACCAUGAAGUGCUCAAAGAGAUGCUUCGAUUCAUUUACACAGGGAAAGCACCGAAUUUAGAGAAGAUGGCUGAUGAUCUCCUAGCAGCCGCCGACAAGUAUGCCCUAGAAAAGCUGAAAGUGAUGUGCGAAGAAGCGCUUUGUGUUAAUCUGUCUGUGGAAACGGCGGCUGAGACUCUCAUCCUCGCUGACCUGCACAGUGCCGAUCAACUUAAAGCGCAAACGAUAGAUUUCAUCAAUACACAUGCAACUGACGUGAUGGAGACGGUGGGGUGGAAGAACAUGAUAUCGACGCAUCCGCACCUUAUUGCUGAGGCAUUUCGCGCCCUAGCGACGCAACAAGUCCCACCAAUUGGUCCGCCGCGGAAGCGCGUGAAGAUGAGCUGAAAUAAAUUGAUGAUUUCUAGUGCGGGUCUGGCGAGUAUAUCAACAUUCAGCAACGCCGACAUCACCUACGACGCAACAUCAUGUGACAAUUGCAAUACAAUCAAUAAUAAUGGGAUGGACAGCAGCAAGACACUAUUUCUCCCAUCGAUAUCAUCGACACUGACAACGGCAUGUGCCACAAAUUCCGCAAUUGUUGUCCAAGGAUCAAAUCUCAACACUUUCCACCACCGCCAUCAUCAUCAUUUGCGACAGACGUCUUCUGUGAUGCACCACUCUUCCGCCACGUCGUCCUCCAUUGCCAGUGCUGUGGAUGAGAAGCUGGGCAAGAUCUCCAUUGUGAGUGACAAUUUGAUCCUCUCGCACCUGCAGAGGUCUGCAUAGGUGGACGGAGAGAGUUCAGUAGAGCUGUAGAUGGUGAGGAGACACACUUCCUCUUCCUCAUUUCCCCACUUUAAGAUAAACACACACACACACACACACAGAAUGUGCAGUUGAUCGUCUAUUUCUCUUUUUACCCCCAUUUGCCGAGAGAGGGUGGCGAAAUCCAAAUGUUUUCCUCCGACAUUUGCACAAAUGACAUUGAACAAAAAGAGUAAAGUUAAUUUGUAUAUAAAUGGGUAUUUGUAAAGAAAAAAAAUGCUACUAAAAUUGUAUAAUAUAGUAAUGCCGAUCAGGAUCAAGGACUUGGCUUCCUUUUGAUUUUAAAACAUUUUUUUUAAAUUAAUAUCUUUUGUCACAUGAGAGGAGUGUUUGAAACAAAGAAAAAAAAUGUGUAUUUGCAGUUUAACCACUGUUAAUGUAUUGUCCUGAAUUUAAUUGAUUCAUCGAGAGAAAGAGAAAGAAGUAUAGUUAAAGAUAAAUUUAGUAUUUGUGUGUUUUUCGAUAUUGUAAUUUGAAGAAGAAGAAGAAGAAAAAAUUUCUUGAUGAAAUGAAGCAAAAGUCCUUUUCCUACUCAGUGAAGAUUGAAUAUAAAAAAAACCAUGAAAUUGACAAGUGUGAGAAAUUCCUCCGCCCCCUCCAAUGCUUUUUUGUAUAGUAACAAGAAAAAAAAAUGUAGAUGUUUAGAAUUCGUGGUCAAACAGAAAUUUGUAAGAGUUUUCAACAGAUGACCGGAAAAGAAAUCAAUAGAAUUAAUAAUGAGAGAAGAAGUGUUGAGAGUUUUUGCUACAUUUAAGGAGUUUUUUGUAUACCAAAUAAGUAUAGAAUGGAAGUUAAAAUUACAAACCUAUUAAAAGGUUGAAACUUCUCAAAUAAAACAAAACAUAUAAUUGAAAUAAAAUUGUUAAGCGAGAAAAGCUAUGAUCAGAUUCAAUAUCAAUUGAGGAAAUAAUUUAAUGGAAAAAAAAUGUAGAAAUAUUGAAACUAUUUUGCUAAAAACAAAGGGUUAUCAUCAUCAAUGAAACAAAAGAAGAAAAAAAUCAAUCUAUCGACAUUCAUUUUCGUUGGAGAAAAAGAAUUGAAGAAGAAAUGAACAAAGAUAUGAGGAAGAAAAUAUUAAAAACACAAUUUAAAGUUGCUAAAAAUGUGAUUUCUUUGCUCGUGUUGUAAGAGUGAAAGAUGUGAGGGGAAACUUUGUGUGAAAGUGAGAUAAUUUACUCACGGGAAUUUUUUGUGUUAAAUGGGCGAGUUUUUUUUCCGUGGACACGUUUAAGGGAGGAAAAAAGUGAGAAGAAGAAGAAACAUGGGAGAAAUUCGACUUUGCAAGAAAAUAUCUAUUUCUUUUUUGAAUCCCACCAAUAAAUAGUAAUGAUUUAAUAGUAAUUUUAUAAUUUUCAUUGCAAGAUUUGUAUUCUUUCAAGAAUUUGUUUUUUUUUUUCUAUUAUCCUUCUUUUCUAUGGAUUCCUGUUUUAAAAUAUAAUCUUUUCAACUUCAUCUUUGUAGUUCAUUAGAGAGUAAUGUUUUUGAUUUUAUGAAAUAGUGUGACAAAUGAAAAGAAAAAGGAAAUAUGCUUGUUGAAGCGUGAAAAGCAGUUCAGAGAGGAAAAUCUGAAGUCUUAUGAUUUUUUGCUCUUCUUUGGUAUUAAUUUAUUAAUAUUUAGAGAAUUUCUUCCAGUUGUCGAUCCGUUUUGGAGAUGCGAAAAAGUUGAAAAAGAAAAUAUAUUCAGAGAAGACGAAAGCAGAAAAUCUAAAUGUUAAUUAAAUUUUGCAUAAGGAAGAUUAUGAAUAAUGAUCUCUACUGGCGUUAAAGUAAACUAAAAAGUAAAGUAAAAAUAUAUUAAAUGUAAAAUAUAAUUUCCUGUCCAAAUAUUUGAUUGUGAAAGUGACAGAAAAGUGAAAAGCGCGAUGGUAAAAUUGCCGACACUUUUUUUUUGUCACAUUCAAGCAAAAAAAGAAUACUUUUGACACUCGAACAUAACAAAA
This is a messenger RNA of Phlebotomus argentipes, 5102 nucleotides long. RefSeq names its product protein roadkill (gene rdx). Gene Ontology annotation, molecular function: ubiquitin protein ligase binding. The transcript is spliced from 9 exons. Gene Ontology annotation, biological process: proteasome-mediated ubiquitin-dependent protein catabolic process; regulation of proteolysis. NCBI's taxonomy places the organism in Eukaryota, Metazoa, Arthropoda, Insecta, Diptera, Psychodidae. Bases 1489 to 2742 code for a protein of 417 amino acids. The record is from RefSeq and is a predicted model, not a curated record. Gene Ontology annotation, cellular component: cytoplasm; nucleus.